CUACUACAGGACCCCCAUACAAGCCUCCAGAGCCACGCUUCAACACGUCGAUAUGCGCCCGAGCCUUUUCUUACUGAAAAAGAGCGGCUCUUCGAAUCGCUGGCUCGCCAGACAACAGUCGGAUCCGUUCGUCAACUCGCGGUCAAGUUCCGGUCGAUACCGAUCGAGAGCUUCAUACAAGCUGCUUCAAUUGGCAGAACGGUAUCCUCAUAUCUUGCCUGCUGGAGGCACUAUCGUCGAUCUCGGCUGCGCUCCGGGGGGAUGGGCACAGGUCGCCGCAGACAAGGUCGGCAAGAGGGGCCGGGUCAUCGGUGUAGAUCUCUUGCCCGUCCGAGACCUAGGAGAAGGCUACGAGCAGGUAUCGUUCAUCCAAGGCGAUUUUCUGUCACCAGAAAUUUAUCAACAGCUCGUCAAAACUUUACCUAGACGAUCGAGUGCAAGGAACGUCGAGGUGGACGCUGUUCUUUCUGACAUGAUGGCCAACAUGACGGGUGUACGGAUACGAGAUGUCGAGAACAGCUUGGAGCUGUGUCGUUCGGCCUUGAUGUUUGCGGUGCAUUAUCUUCGAAGGCCUACUGCAGGAGGAGAACCGACGCCUGAACGGCCGCUCCCCCCGUCAUCUCGGAAAGGAGGAAACCUCGUCUUGAAACACUUUGCGCACCCGGACUUUUCGCUCUUCAAGAAGACCGAACUUGAACCCAUCUUUGACCGGGUGCAUUACGUCAAACCGGAGAGUUCACGGUCGGAGAGCUCGGAGGGGUUUUUCUGAUGCACCGUAAUACACUUGAAACCCCACACUGCAUCUCCAGAAAUUGCGAAC
This is a messenger RNA of Filobasidium floriforme, 820 nucleotides long. RefSeq names its product ribosomal RNA methyltransferase FtsJ domain-containing protein. Gene Ontology annotation, cellular component: mitochondrion. NCBI's taxonomy places the organism in Eukaryota, Fungi, Basidiomycota, Tremellomycetes, Filobasidiales, Filobasidiaceae. Gene Ontology annotation, molecular function: rRNA (uridine-2'-O-ribose)-methyltransferase activity. The record is from RefSeq and is a predicted model, not a curated record. Bases 53 to 769 code for a protein of 238 amino acids. The transcript is spliced from 4 exons. Gene Ontology annotation, biological process: RNA methylation.